Molecule: messenger RNA, 3696 nt
Organism: Uncinocarpus reesii 1704
Lineage: Eukaryota; Fungi; Ascomycota; Eurotiomycetes; Onygenales; Onygenaceae
Exons: 3
Coding region: 1-3696 (1231 amino acids)
Biological process (GO): regulation of transcription by RNA polymerase II
Cellular component (GO): mediator complex
Molecular function (GO): transcription coregulator activity
Source: RefSeq, a predicted model, not a curated record
AUGGAUGGCGUAUCCCAGCAUGAGGACAUAUGGUUAGCACCAACGGGCUCCGUUUGUCGAUAUAUCGGGCCCGAUCCUAUGAAAUCUAGCAGCUCGCAGUGGGAUCUGUCACUUCGUGACUACGGUAACCUCGAUUUUUCAGCAGGGACAAGUCCGCUAUAUCCAAAAGAAUGGAAAGUAGCUGUUUAUAGGCACCUCCAAGGUUUUGGCCUUUGCCUGGACGAACCAGGAAUAGAAAUAUGGAUUGAAGUCGAAGCGCAUAGGCCGCUAGAGCCUCAAUGGGCUGGGUCUGGGGCCGAGAAUCAAAGUUCGGUUGCAUAUAAAAGAUUCCUUUGGCCUGCUCGUUUAUGUUUUCGACGAUCUGCGCAACGUCCUCUUGCCCAUGUUAGAGGAGCUGAACUUGUCGAUCCCACAACCUUAGAUCCUCUGAAAUUUGCAGAAAAAUGGUUCAAAGAGAUGGACUCAGGCGAAUCGCCUCAAGUUUUGAUGACAGCGCUUGAAACCCAGGAACCCGAGGAUUUGCAGCCUAGGCUUGCGGUGGUACCAGAAAAGAUCAACAGCCCAGAAACCUUUGCCAGUCUGGCUCACAAAAUAACUUUCAAUGAGCGCUCCGCGAGUGCUGUUUAUCCCACUCCCCCUGGUGGCGUUACAGGAGCCGGAUUUACCCCUGUUCCCUCUGUUGAUAAGCUUCCAGCAUUUAGCGCCGUUGGAUUAAACAAUCUUGUGCAAGACAAACCCGGGCCAGUUAGUGCCGGCUUGUCACAAACUGGGUAUCGGGCGACCCCAACUUCAUUGCCUGCUGUUGACGCGACAGCGCCUGCAUUGGAAAUUGGGUCCGGUAUGUACGAUACCACUGUAGACGACAAUCCGUUUGAUGAAAUGGAUGAUAAUCUCGAGGCGAAGGAAGUUACCGAAGCUGAUUUUAAUUUUUUUGAUGAACCGGAUUUUACAAAUUUUCCGGGCGAAGGAAUGGAAAUGUCGUUGCAAAAUACUAACGAUCUGUUCGAAGACCCCCCUGAGGCUCUCCAAGCUGAAACCCUUCAGCCUGUUGACAAUGCCGUUGGGCUCCCACCUCUCUCAGCCGAGGAGCAGGAAGGGGGUUAUAACACAGAAUCCGGCGAGCAAUCUCUAGUUUCGCCUCCCGCCAAGGUCAUUAUACAAGAAAAUUUAGGUGAACUGAACGACGGUAGCUCCUAUGAGCCAGUGAUUCCACACAGGCCUCUUAGCCCCAUGAAUAUACGCGAUAUUCUAUCUACGAGCUGCCUUAGUAGCCUUUCCCCAAACCCGUCAAGCCCCAGCGGUCGCACAACGAAAGGCAAAAGCAGAACGGGUUACGAACCGAUUUUAUUUAGAGAGAAUUUGAAUUUCUCUGAUGGAAAGUAUAGGUUGGACGGAAAAUUUUGGUUUUUGCCUGAAGUCAAGAGCCCCAAGCCUAGCGAUCGAGCGGCAAUGAAUUUAUCUGAUAUACCGACAGUUGGCAUUCCACAAUGGCCGAACAAAGAACAGCGUCAUCUUUCUUGGGAAAGUACAGCUGGGAAUCGGUCGGAGGGCGAUGUGCAGUCCAGUUCAAUUUCCUCCAAUCAAUCUUGUGAUGAUGACAGUGAACCCGGCAAUAUAUCCCCAGAUCGUUGUGAUACUGGCCUACGUUUAUUUCUAGGUACGAAGGAUAACAGUCAGCUUUUUAAAGAUAAAGAUUUUACACCGUCACCCAUGGAGCUGUCGACUGUCAACACGGAAAUCUCCAAUAUGGGUAUGGACGUAACUGUGUCAGCAUUUUUGCGAACGUUGCUAUUUGCUUCGACAGACUGGUCUUUGGACGGCUACUUUACAUUGGCUGCUGCAUACUACCCUGUCCUUCCCCAGAAAGGGGAUUUGGUCCAAGUCGCACAGCUCGUGGUGGAUCAAUUUACUCAAUCCAGCCUAAAUCACAACCGCUAUGAGUGUUCUAGAAUAAAAAAUGACUACCAGAACAUUUUGUUAUUCUGCUCUACGGAGAAGGACGACUGGCACGGUAAAUUCAGCAGUUUCGAUCUCAAGCGCUAUACAUCAAUCGAUGAUGAAAACUCAAUGCAAGGUUUACGCAAAGACUUUCGAUACGCAACCGUUGGCUCCUUGUCAAAAUUGGAUUCACCCCACAUUAGGAUUCAUCGCGGGAAAUACGAUCUCGAAGUCCUUGCUCCUGCUGUAUUCUUCUGGGAGUCAUUCGGGUUAGAGCCUACACAAGGGCAAAAAGACAUAGUUGCUUUUUGCAUUCACCCAGAGAGCGCAGUGGAAAGCGCGGAUGCCUUUCUUGAUAGGUUUGGUUUACUAUAUUCAAGUGCCAAUUUUGGGCAGCAUUCUCGACCUCGAGGCUCGAAAGGGUUAAUUUCCUGGGGCUUGGACCCGAUUGGGGGUCGAGAAUAUCCUGCGGUAAUGAGAGAUGUUAUAGCUAGCCUACCUCCGGGCGGUGAGACCAUAGUCAUAUACAUUGUCAAUCCAUUUCCUUAUGAAGCUGCAAUCGUGGAUAUCUGCACAGCGUUUCUCUCUCUUUUCCGGAAGUAUAUAUCGAACUUUGACAAACAUACUACUCAACUUAAUGAGAUCGCUUUGCAGAUACUCCCAUUCGAUUUUAUCGCAUCUUUGACGUCAAUUGUGACACCUUCGCAAUUAGAUUAUUUGCGCCUGGCGUUUGAAGUGUAUUCUCGCUGCCCACCAAAAAGCCGAUCCUCCGACAUCCUCAGUUGUGCCCCGCCAUUUACUUUGGCCAAAUCAAUCCCGAAGAUUGUCCCGUUCAAACUGGCGCUGGAUCCCGGAUCUCCCUUGACAGAAAGGCAUUCCCUUCAUAUCGCAUAUUCUAAAAGUCUUGAUCAGCGUUGGGUUACUACCGCAUGGACGGAUAAUUUGGGACGAGACCAGUUGACUAUGACAUACUGUUUGCGUGAAAAGAAUUCUAAUAUCUCGAGGCCAAUGUCGGAGAUUAGAGCAGAUAUCUGGGACGUGACCCGGCAUAUCAUAGGCAAAUCUCACGCCUACUGGCGUGUUAUGGUAGUUACGGAUGAGCCAGUAGAACUGAACGAAACAGAAGCCUGGAUAUCGCUAGCACAGCACCAUAACCAAACAAACGCCACAAAAAUAGAGCUAACACUCCUCAGCGUCAAUGUCAAGCCAUGUCUCUAUCUCAAACUCCCUUCGCCACCCCUGCAAAUCAGCACAUAUACGGGACCUACUUCCUCAACACCAGCCUCAACCCCGAACCCUGGUAUUCCCUCUCCUGACCCAUCCGCCGCAGCACCAACUCCUCCUCCAUCAUCCGCAGAACAAGCGCAAACCCCUGUUCCCCAAAGUUUCGACACUCCUGACUCCGAAACCAUUCUCGUCGAUAAAUCCGACGAAACAUGGUCCAUCACACUGUCACAUCGUCUCAAUACAUCCCCCUCUUUGACCAGCUAUCACUCAGCACUCGCUAGUGGAUAUCUCAUUCGUCGCCGCGGCGGGACCAGCAACACAGACGGAAUAGCGUCUCUCUGUGUAAAUGUAGUCUUUACACACGCCCGCAUCCCAACUGAGCUUCUAUUGAAGGAUAUAUUGCGUAUGUACCGCGACCUGGCAGCCUUGGCAAGGACAAAGGGUAUUAUCCAUGCUCAAGGCGAUGAUGUGCUGCCCUGGCACAUUUCUACCGUAGUGAGAGGGAGAGAGUUUUUAAGCCUUGUUUUAUAA